AUGACCGUGGGAUGCAAGGUCAUUGGACAACCGAAUACGAGGCCCACGCGAAUGCGAGCAGCAGCCCCAUCCGCCGUCUGGACUCUGCCCGCCCAGGCCCAGCCACACAAUACGCCGCCGUCAGGUCAACGAGUUCGAAACGCCCCCAACCUUUCUCCAGUGACACUCCCCAUCAUGCAAACCUUUAGUUCUCCCUCUGUACCCAAAAAGCGGAUGCGCCUGGGGACAAGAAGCUGCGCGGAAUGCCGUCGGCGCAAGGUGCGCUGCAUCUACCUUUCUAACAGCGAGACUUGCCAGCAGUGCGAGGCGCACUGUACGCCAUGCCAGAAGCAGGGAACUCCAAAACAGCAGGCUGCGAUUUCCAAUGGUGAUUCAGUCAAAGGUCUGAAAGACCGGGUACAACACCUGGAGAGAUUGGUGGGCCAGCUGUGUGGGGGUCAGGGACUCGUGCCUCACGCUUCAGGGAGGAUGAGUCCCGCUGCGGCCUUGAGCGUGCUUUGUCCGACAUCCGUCCGAAAUGUACAGACGGGGCUGUUGAGUCGUGAUGCUGGCACGGAAGGCCAGCCGGUUCCUUCUGAUGGUCCACUUCUCGGCUUGAUGUACGGGGCGCUUGCGAUCGAAAGUACGGUGCAGUCGCCGGGUACCAUCAACUCCAGGGAGGGCCAUGGGAGCCAGGCAUUUUAUGCGCUGAAGGCACUCUCUCUGCGAAGCGAGGAUUUACAACUCGCUCUCGCAAUGACGGAAAAAUACUGGCCUCUCUGGCCUAUCCUGCCGCCGCGCUUUAUCCAGGUUGUUCCCUCGCAGGGUGGUGCGCUUGAUAGAAAGACGGCGUUGGAGUUUGUGCAGAGCUCUUUCCAAUCUUCCAUCCCAGAGGUCAUGGCAAAGGGUGUACUAUGGCUCGCCCUCUGUAUUCAACAACUCCCAUCUGAAUUCGACUUUCGACCACAUAACCUCCCUUGCCACCGGUCAGUAUUGCUAGAAGCAUACAUGGCAGGCGCCGAAGACCUGCUCAGAUCGCCACACGAUACACAAACAACAACUACAUUCCUAGAAUGCCUCAUGUUGCAAACGAAGCUGUGCAUCAACAUGGCCCGCCCGCGCAAAGCAUGGCUGACCGUUCGCCGCGCGCUCGAUUUCGCCCUGCUGCAGGGGGCCCAGCGCGUACACAGUGGCCCUCUCUCGGAAACAUUGCGGUCACUCUGGCUGGAGAUCUGGGUAUUCGAUCGCCAGCUUUCACUGGGUCUCGGACUGCCGAAUUCGGUGCCCGAUUCGUACGCGGGCCUGGUCAGCCUGCCGGACGGCGACUUUUCCGUGUGGAUGUUUCGUCUCAUCGGUGCGGUCGCGGGGCGCAUUAAUGACAGGAAUCUGAACAUCGCCAACGUGGACUAUGCGGUGACGAUGGAGAUUGAGCGGGAACUUGUAGAUAUGCGCGAUCGCAUGCCUGCCGAAUGGGAUCUACCCAAUACCGAGGAGAUGUGCCUCGCCGACGUCUUUACCAAGCAAGUCGGGAAGUUCUACCUCAACCUCUUGCUCAAGAACCUCCACUUCCCGUACAUGGUACGAGGCCCCACAAGUAACAUCCAACAGGCACACCCACACAGCCGAGCAACCGCCGUCCAGGCCGCACGGCGGAUGAUUGAGCAGUACCAGGGGUUACGGCGCAGCAAUCAAGGCGCACUGUUGAUCUGCGACAUUAUGGACUUUCACACGUUCACGGGGGCGAUUGUGCUCAUUGUCCAUUUGAUCUCGCCGCCCGACGCAAUAAUGGGCGAGCGGGAUAUCCAGCAAGAUGGGCAGGAUUGGAUGCAGAUCCAGGAACUCAUUCAGACGUUUGAACACCUCUCGCUGGCAAUGACGUGCGCCGUUGCGAAACAGGCCGCUGAUCUUCUGGGGUACCUCUACGCUGCUGCGCAUGGGUUCUACAGUGGGGAUCCCUAUGAGGUGGUGAUUCCAUACUUUGGAAAGGUUCGCAUCAGUCCGCCUACUCGGGAACAGCAGCAGCAGAACUCAAGGAGUGCAAGUACUAGCUGCAUUGGCGGCGAUCUUCAAGUCUCAUCUCCGAGCCCGUUUAGCUCAAUCGAGUUUAACGCGCAGACAUUCUGUCCUCAGGGGCUGAAUACAAUGGGAUUUGGAGGAGGCGAGCUUGGGACGGAUUGGAGCUUGUUCUCGAGAGUUGAGGUUGAUGCGGAUUGGACUGAGGUUUUUACCAUUCCAAUGAACGAUAUACCUUGA
Molecule: messenger RNA, 2232 nt
Organism: Aspergillus calidoustus
Lineage: Eukaryota; Fungi; Ascomycota; Eurotiomycetes; Eurotiales; Aspergillaceae
Source: the annotation of a GenBank genome assembly